CUCACCGCGGACCAGACCACCGUCCUCCAUCCGCCGCCGCCAUCCUCCAUCCCAUCACGGCCGCCGCCAUCCUCCCUCCUCCUUCCCACCGCGGCCCCGGCCGCCGCCGCAUGGCUGACAUGGAAGACGAGCUCAAGUGCCCAGUGUGCGGCGCCUUCUACCGCGACCCCAUCAUCCUGCCGUGCUCGCACAACGUGUGCCUGCCGUGUGCCCGCACUAUCCUGGUGCAGACGCCCGAGGCCGAGCCCCCGUCGCCGCAGGGCCGCCCGCCCGCCUCGGCCUCCGCCUCCGACUACGACUACCUGGACUUGGACAAGAUGAGCGUGUACAGCGAGGCGGACAGCGGCUACGGCUCCUACACCAGCUUCGCGCCGCCCAUCCCCAGCCAGAAGUCGCCCAACGGGGUGAGGGUGUUCCCGCCGGCCCCGGCGCCGCCGCCUCUCCGCCACUCCAGCCUGACCUGCCCACAGUGCCACCGCAGCGCGCUGCUGGAGGAGCGCGGCCUCCGCGGCUUCGCCAGGAACCGCCUGCUGGAGGCCAUCAUCGGCCGCUACCAGCAGAGCCGCGCCGUGGCCGCCCGCUGCCAGCUGUGCGAGCGCAACCCGCAGGAGGCGGCCGUCAUGUGCGAGCAGUGCGACGUCUUCUACUGCGAGCCCUGCCAGAGGCGCUGCCACCCGGCCCGCGGGCCGCUGGCCAAGCACCGGCUCCUGCCACCCGCCCAAGGCCGCGCCGCCGGCAAGCUAGCGCCUCGCAAGCACUCCACUUGCGCCGAGCACGAACUGGAGAAUCACAGUAUGUACUGUGCCAACUGCAAGAUACCCGUCUGCUACCAGUGCCUGGAAGAGGGCAAACACAGCAAGCACGAAGUGAAGGCGCUCGGAGCCAUGUGGAAACAGCAUAAGGCCCAACUAUCUCAAGCAUUAGGUGGUGUUUCUGACAAAGCAAAGGAAGCCAAAGAAUUUUUGGUGCAUUUGAAAAACAUGGUACAACUAAUUCAGGAGAAUGGUGUGGAAUUUGAAGCUUGUCUUGUGGCACAAUGUGAUGCACUUGUUGAUGCCUUAAAUCGUCAAAAAGCAAAAUUGCUUACGAGAGUCACCAAGGAGCGUGAGUUUAAAUUAAAGGUUGUUCGGGACCAGAUAAGCCACUGCACGCUAAAACUACGUCAGACAACUGGUCUCAUAGAAUACUGCCUGGAAGUAUUAAAAGACAAUGACACCAGUGGAUUCCUGCAGAUUUCCGAUGCAUUAAUCAAGCGUGUGCAUGUGUCCCAGGAGCAGUGGGUUAAAGGAGCUUUAGAACCCAAAAUAAAUCCAGAAUUUGAUCUGACGCUCGAUAACAGCCCAUUAUUGCAGACAAUUCACCAGCUGGAUUUUAUUCAGAUGAAAAUUCCUUCUGCAGUGCCACCGGUGCCAAUUCUACAACUGGAGAAAUGCUGCACCCAUAACAACAAUGCCACACUUGCAUGGAAGGCACCUCCACUCAACCAGACUCAGAUCGAAGGCUAUAUCCUAGAACUUGAUGAUGGAAAUGGGGGACAAUUUCAAGAGGUGUAUGUUGGAAAAGAAACUGUGUGCACAGUGGAUGGACUUCAAUUCAACAGUGCUUACAAUGCAAGAGUAAAAGCCUUUAAUUCAGCGGGUGUUGGACCUUACAGUAAAACUGUUGUUUUGCAGACAUCUGAGGUGGCUUGGUUUACCUUUGAUCCGAAUUCUGCUCAUCCAGAUAUUCUUCUAUCCAACGAUAAUCUGACCAUUACAUGUAAUAGCUACGAUGACCGGGUUGUGCUGGGAUCUGUUGCACUCUCCAAAGGAAUCCACUACUGGGAAUUAUCUAUUGAUCGUUAUGACAACCACCCCGAUCCUGCCUUUGGAGUGGCAAGAGUUAAUUUACUGAAGGAUAUAAUGUUGGGCAAGGAUGAUAAAGCCUGGGCCAUGUACGUUGACAACAAUCGCAGUUGGUUUAUGCAUAGCAAUUCCCAUACAAAUAGGACUGAAGGUGGGAUUUGUAAAGGUACAACAAUAGGUGUCCUGUUGGACCUAAACAAGCGCAACCUCUCGUUUUAUAUCAACAAUGUGCAGCAAGGCCCGGUAGCCUUUGAAAAUUUGGAAGGCAUCUUUGUUCCUGCUGUCAGCAUUAAUAGGAAUGUACAGGUGACUCUUUAUACAGGACUGGAAGUUCCGAAUCAUAUCAAACAAGCCAAAUCCUCAUUAUCCUACAGCCCCAAAAGCAAGACCAAGUACUGACACUUCAGCAACCAGCAAAAUUAGUCAGUUCAGGUAUAAAACGUUUCAAAAUUCCCAAUACCAAAUACAGAAAAUACACCUGAAAAAUUAUUAAAACCGUAGCUCCUGUCAUUCUCAGUAAACCUCGGUGGUGCCUCGCUGGUAGGAAUUGGCACUCAAGAAUUACUGGCAGUCAUAUAGCAUUGGGAUCAGUUCUCACUCGUAACAAGUUUUAGUUACAACCUGUUGUGUUAGAAAACAUAAGACA
Messenger RNA from Amblyraja radiata (thorny skate), 2490 nucleotides. RefSeq names its product tripartite motif containing 67 (gene trim67). NCBI's taxonomy places the organism in Eukaryota, Metazoa, Chordata, Chondrichthyes, Rajiformes, Rajidae. Gene Ontology annotation, cellular component: cytoplasm. Gene Ontology annotation, molecular function: protein binding; zinc ion binding. The transcript is spliced from 10 exons. Bases 111 to 2243 code for a protein of 710 amino acids. The record is from RefSeq and is a predicted model, not a curated record.